AUGGCUGUAUUGCUGGCCAUACUGCUGGUGCUGCUGCUGAUGCCUUCUUCAACCGUGGCUAAGACGGUGAAGCAGCACCUGGCGGACUGCCUGAAGGAUCAGGACUAUAAAACACUGCUGGACACAGCAAAACACGGCUUACAGAUAUUGAAGAUCGCUGUAAGACCCAAGCACGUCAUCAUCGUCGGUGCCGGCAUAGCGGGACUCACCGCGGCCAAACUGCUGCGGGAUAUAGGACACCAGGUAACUAUAAUUGAGGCCAGUGGUCGUGUAGGAGGGCGUGUGGAGACCUACAGGGAUGAGAGUGGGGGCUGGUAUGCAGAGCUAGGAGCCAUGAGGAUCCCCAGCUUCCAUGAGAUCGUGCUGUGGUACGCUGAGCAAAUGAAAGUGCAGCUGAAUGACUUCAUCAUGGACAAUGACAACACCUUCUACCUGGUGAACGGACAGCGCAGGACAACGAGGGAGGUGAAGAAGAACCCCAACAUCCUCGGCUACCAUGUGGUGGGAAACGAGAGGGGCAAGUCAGCUGACCAGCUCCUGCAGGAUGCUCUGGAGACGGUGAAAAAGUAUGUGGAGGACCACGGCUGUGAGGCAGCACUGAAGAAGUUCGACAAGUACUCUGUGGAGGGCUACCUGCGUGAGGAGACUGAUUUGAGCUCUGAGGCGAUCCGUAUGAUUGGGGAGCUGUUGAACGAACAGAGUAUGAUGUUCACAGCACUUACAGAGAUGAUCUACGACCAGAGUGACAUCAGCGACAAAGUCACGUAUCAUGAGGUGGUCGGAGGGACAGACAAACUCACAACAGCCUUCCACAAGUACCUAGAAGACCACGAUGUCCCCAUCUACCUCAACUCCCAUGUUACGUCCAUUGCACAGUCCAAACCCGAUGUCAAGGUGACUUUCCGUCAAAGUACCUGGACUGGAGUGAUGCGUGCAGAUGCUGUGCUGGUGACCACCACGGCCAAAGCUGCCCUCUACAUGAACUUUGAACCCCCCCUCUCCCGUGAAAAGAUGGAGGCCCUACGAGGAGUACAUUAUGACAGCUCCACCAAGGUCCUGCUCAUUUUCAGCAAGCCCUUCUGGGAAGAUGAUGAUAUCAAGGGUGGCAAGAGUGUGACGGACCGGCCCAGUCGCUUCAUCUACUACCCAAGCCACAGUUUUGAGAGCAAAAAGGGCGUGCUGCUGGCGUCCUACACCUGGUCAGACGACUCACUGAUGUUGCUAGGCGCCAGUGAUGAAGAGCUGAAGGAGCUGACUCUCAAAGACCUGGAAAUCCUGCAUCCACACCACAACAUCAGGUCUCUGUGUGAGAGUGUGAAGGUGAAGCGCUGGAGUUCAGACCGCUACAGCCUCGGAGCCUUCGCCCUCUUCACGCCGUACCAGCACCUGCACUAUGCUGGUGCCCUCUUCAGGCCAGAGGGCAGAGUGCACUUCGCUGGAGAGCACACUGCUCUGCCCCACGCCUGGAUAGAGGGCUCUAUGAAGUCAGCCAUCAGGGCUGCCAUCAAUAUCCACAAGGCGGCGCCACUGGACCUGGGCGCUGCCCAAUCCUCACCAGCUGCACACGCAGAGCUGUAGCAGAGUUAACAUCCCUCUUUAGAGGGCUGUAGCUAGCGCUGUUUUGAUGGAAAAAACUUCAAAUAACUACACCAGGAAGCUGUAGGCCUACACUGUAUAACAUGAAACAUUGGAAUAUCUGUUGUUUUUGUUAGUCAUAUUUCAUUGAAUUGUCAUGGGACAUCAAAAG
Molecule: messenger RNA, 1747 nt
Organism: Engraulis encrasicolus (European anchovy)
Lineage: Eukaryota; Metazoa; Chordata; Actinopteri; Clupeiformes; Engraulidae
Product: L-amino-acid oxidase-like
Exons: 8
Coding region: 1-1578 (525 amino acids)
Biological process (GO): amino acid catabolic process
Molecular function (GO): L-amino-acid oxidase activity
Source: RefSeq, a predicted model, not a curated record